Messenger RNA from Populus euphratica (Euphrates poplar), 2390 nucleotides. RefSeq names its product eukaryotic translation initiation factor 4B1 (gene EIF4B1). Lineage: Eukaryota; Viridiplantae; Streptophyta; Magnoliopsida; Malpighiales; Salicaceae. Gene Ontology annotation, molecular function: translation initiation factor activity; mRNA binding. The transcript is spliced from 4 exons. The coding region runs from base 358 to 1923 and encodes 521 amino acids. The record is from RefSeq and is a predicted model, not a curated record.
CCUGCCUUGCUUCCUCUGAUCACAUCAGACCACUCCGAUCCUCAUCACCCGCUGGUCACCUUAGCAGUCCCUCUGUCUCUGGACUUCUUUUUUAAUUUACUUUUUUUUAGAUUUUGUUUAAAAGAGAUUAAUAAUAAUAAUAAUAACAAAGAAACAAACUCAACAACUGGAACCCUCCUCCUCCUCCGCCGUCCUCCUCCGUCCUCAUCAACGCAUGUUCUCAGAGCUCCGGCUCCCUUAACGGAGCCCAGCUCAUUACUCACCCGAAUCUCUCUCCCUAAGUUCACCAAUUUUUCAUAUUCUAAAGAUCCGUUCAUUUCUCCCUUCCGGAUCUUUUUUUUUUCCUUUCUUAAAACAAUGUCAAAAAAGUGGGGAAAAAUCGGUGCAUGGGCAGCCGAUUCCGAGCAAGCCGAAGAAGAGGAGCGCGCAGCCGCUGCAGCAGCCGUUUCUCAAAGCUUCCCCAGCCUAAAAGAAGCUGCUGUUACCGCUAAGCCUAAAAAGAAGAAAAUGUCUCUCAACGAAUUUUAUUCCACAUCCAUCGGCAGCGUUGUUGAAUCCAAAGGCUUGACUCCUGACGAGAUGUUCCGCCUCCCUACAGGUCCAAAAGAGCGUUCCGCUGAAGAAAUGCAGCAUGGACACCUCGGUGGUGGAUUUUCCAAUUACGGUCGAACCGGGCCGCCUUCUGGACGUAUGCGUGAUCGUGACAACACCGACGGGUCUUGGGGUGGUGGUGGUAGAAGGCAAUUUGGUGGUGGUUUUGAUGAUGAACGAAGAGGCCAGCCUCCUAGGGUUUCUGAUUACGAUCAGCCUUCGCGUGCUGAUGAGGUUGAUAAUUGGGCAAUGGCGAAGAAACCGCUACCUUCUUUUGAUUCUGGACGACAAAGUCGUUACAGUUCACUCGGAGGUGGAGGUGGUGACGGAGGUGGUUCUAGGGCUGAUGAAGUUGAUAAUUGGGCAGUUGGUAAAAAACCGUUACCUACUCGUUCUACUUUUGGUUCGGGUUUUCGUGAUUCUGGACCGGAGCCUGAUCGCUCGAGCAGGGGAGGAUAUCGUGAGCCAGAGAGGGAGAGGCCUAGAUUGGUUCUGGAUCCACCAAGAGUUGAAGUUGUAGUUAAGGAGCCUGUAAAAACAAACAGGUCUAAUCCAUUUGGGUCAGCGAGGCCGAGAGAAGAUGUGUUGGCAGAGAAAGGAUUGGAUUGGAAGAAGCUGGAGAUGGAAAUAGAAGCUAAGAAGAACUCGAGCUUACAAUCUAGCAGGCCAACUAGUGCACAUUCUAGCAGAUCUUCUAGUGCCCAAUCGAAUAGGUCUGAAGGUUCAGGGCUGCUACACCAAGGGUUUGAGAAUGUGGCUGUGAAGCCGAGGCCGAAGGUGAAUCCUUUUGGAGAGGCAAAGCCCAGGGAACUAUUGUUGCUGGAAAGAGGCCAAGAUUGGAUGAAGAUUGACCGUGAGUUGGAGCAUCGUGGGGUGGAUAGGCCUGAAACUGAAGAGGAAAAGUUAUUGAAAGAACAAAUAGAGCAUUUGAAGACAGAGCUUGAGAAAGAAUUGACGACAAAAGUGAAUCAGGAACCUCAACAAGUCUCUGUUGAUGACCUACCCGGUUUAAGGGAGAUGAUAAAUGAGAAAGAAAGGGAAUUAGAAAUAUUGGUCCAUGAUUUGGAUGACAAACUUCGAUUUGGACCAAAAGCCAUUGAAAGGCCAGGUUCUGGGGCAGGCAGGUCUCCUGGGUUUUCAGAGAGACCUCCUUCACGACCUGGGUCAUAUGACGAAUCGAGAAGUAUGGAGUUCAUGGAUAGGCCUCGAUCUCGUGGCAAGCCAGAUAUUUGGACAAGGCCUGCUGAUGAGCGAAGAUCAUUCCAAGGUGGCAGGGAAAGAGGAUUUCUGGGUAGCAGAGAUUUUGACAGGCAAAGGACGGAUAGGUGGUGAGAAGCUGGCGGUGUUGAUUCAUUGAGUUCUCUUCAUCUUUUGACAACUGAAAUCAAAUAAUAUUUUCUCUCUGCUUAUCCUUUCUUAUUCCUCGCUUUUCAUUUUUCCUUUUUUCUUUCUUUUUUAAUUUACAUGUUCCCCUUGUUCUUGUGCUCUGGGAAUACAGCAAGGAAUAUGGAGUUUCAAGCAUUGGGAACCCUUGGGUUAAUCUGUUGUUACAUCUUGAGACUCUGUAAAGUUGAAUUUCCUCCCCUUUUCAGUCCCUUGUGUGGCAAGGAGGCUGCGUCAUUUGUAGGACUCAAUUUAUUUGAACACUAUGGGACCUGUAGUUUUUCCUCCUCCUUUCCCCCCUUCUUGGACAGUACCAAGGUGCUAUACAGUUAAAUGGUCCUGUUGUGUCUGAGCCGAGGAAGCUGCUUUGUGCUAACUGCUAUGCUCUCAAUUGAUUCUUCUUCUCUCUUCCUUUC